This is a messenger RNA of Schistosoma margrebowiei, 1572 nucleotides long. Lineage: Eukaryota; Metazoa; Platyhelminthes; Trematoda; Strigeidida; Schistosomatidae. The record is from the annotation of a GenBank genome assembly.
UAUCAAUGAAGAGGAAGAAGAAGAAGAAGAAGAAGAUCAAAGGUAACAUUCAGUGAGGAUCAUUUACAAUUGAUGAGUAUCCAUGACAUUAUGACUAUAAAUAGAUCAUUAUUAUCUUGAUUGUUAUUAUUAUUACCAAGAUUAUAAGUACUAGAAGUACUUGAAAAAAAGGAGAUCAUAAAUGAAUUUAAUUUCAAUAUUUUCUUACAUAAUUGAUCAUUAUUAAUCAAUAAAUAAAAAAUAUGUAUUUCAAUUUCUUUAUUAAUCUCUUAUUUACAUGGAAGUAUAUAACAUGUAUCAUAUAUGAUUACCAAAGAUAUCCAUUUUCAAUUGAUGAUCAUGAUAAUGAUGAUGAUGAAUUUCAAAAUGAGUUAAUUCGACAAAACGAUUUCUUUAUUGGAUUUAAUGAAUCCUGGCCAUUAAGAAAUGUGAACGAGUAUUUAGGGGUGGUAUCCUCUAUUAAAGCAACAGAUCAGUCCGCUUCAAAUGUCUACGUUUUACAUCGUGGUGAUCGAGUAUGGGAUCAAAAUACAUUUGAUGAUCGAGAUAAUUACCGUCUCAAUAAGUCUGAACCUAUACAAAAAGGAGUUUUAGUACAAAUCUUUAAUGGAGAGAUUAAAAGAACCUAUUUUCCUUUCAAAUUCUUUCUUCCUCAUGGGCUUACAAUAGAUCCAGAUGGAAAUUUCUGGAUUACAGAUAUAGCUUUACAUCAAGUUUUUAAAUUCUCGUCAAAUUUAUCAAGUGAACCACUAUUAACACUUGGUGAACGUUUUAAACCUGGUUCAAGUGAAAAUCAAUUUUGUAAACCAACGGACGUAGUAGUUUCUUCAAAUGGACAAGUUUUUAUCUCCGAUGGGUAUUGUAAUAAUCGGAUUGUGAAAUUUAAUGAAAAUGGAGAAUUUCUAAAAUCAUGGGGCUACGAAACAAAAGAUUCAGAAUCUCCAGGACCAUAUAAUUUAAAUAUUCCGCAUCAGUUAUCAUUAUUGGAAGAAGAAGAUGCAAUAUGUGUGGCAGACAGAGAAAACAAACGUAUUGUAUGCUACAUAGCUGGUUUAUAUUCGACAACAUCAGAUAGUACCGGUGAUUAUCUAUUUGAGUACAAACAACGAGAGAUGAGAGCAAUCUAUGGCAUUGCCAUUGAACCUUCAACUAAAUUAAUAUUUGCUCUUGUCGGCUCUACAUCUAAUGAAGAUAAUUCAUACGUGGAAAUAAUUGAUUUUAAUUCACGAGAGUUAAUUGGUGAAAUCAGAAAUCAAUGGAAAACAGGAUUCGGUAAUGUGCAUUCUAUAACAACAUGUCCAUACAACAAAGGAAUAAGUUGUAUACUAUUCUGUAAUACAAAUCUACCAUCACAACUAAAUCAAUCGGUAUUAUCAAAUCAAACUCAAAGAAUUAAAAGUAUUUCUAAAUAUCAAGAAGAUUUCAAUAAUGAACAACUUGAACGACGUUUAUGGCUUUAUCAUUUACGAUUUAACUCUGAAUAGAAUUAUUAGAUGAAUAAAAUCAUGUUAUCAAUGUUAUAAUGGAAUAGUAAUGAUAGUCAACACAAAUAUAUGAUUUAAACAAAUCACU